Molecule: messenger RNA, 454 nt
Organism: Ambispora leptoticha
Lineage: Eukaryota; Fungi; Glomeromycota; Glomeromycetes; Archaeosporales; Ambisporaceae
Source: the annotation of a GenBank genome assembly
AUGGCUGCGACGUCACAAACAACACCAUUAACCUUGCCAGCGUCGUUCCCAACUUUACCCUCUUCGUUACCAAUGUUGACUCAAUUUAAGAACGAGCGGCUGGGAAACCUUCGUCCAGUAGGCGAGUUCUUUGAUAGAAAUAGGAUUUCAAAGCCAAAUGGAAUGGCAGCAAUCACUCAACGUCUUUCCUAUAACUUGACGUAUUUCCAAUCAAAUUACAUCCUCAUUGUUCUCGGAUUAUUGCUUUACUGUCUGAUAACCAAUUUCUGGUUAUUAUUCACCAUCUUAUUUUUGAUUUUUGGACUUAACUUCAUUCGGAAACUACCGCCGGAUCAACCGUAUGUCUUUCAACAAUACGUUAUCACCCAAAAACAACUCUAUACGUGGUUGUUUGGGAUUUCGAUCCCACUUCUGUGGAUUUCGUCUGCUGGAUCGGCAAUAUUUUGGAUUAUUG